Linum trigynum is the source of this 2334-nucleotide messenger RNA. The record is from the annotation of a GenBank genome assembly. NCBI's taxonomy places the organism in Eukaryota, Viridiplantae, Streptophyta, Magnoliopsida, Malpighiales, Linaceae.
CUCCUCCACCUUCAAUCUCCUUUCUCAAGACCUUAUCGAACUCGUGAAACUGAAAAUAACUUGCAGGUAGCCGGCGACCUCGAUACCAGGUGUCGUCGCUAAAGGCCGGCGCCUUCGCUACUUGGCAUUCGGCCUCGUCUUCGCAUGGAGAAACGGAGAUCAGUGGUACGCGAGAUGGUUGUGGGAGGGAACCAAGAUCUUCCCUCGUCGCACAAUCCCAGAGUCUGCAAUCAGACAAUUCAUAUGCUCCAUACCAUAUAAAUUCACCGCCAGCUCUUCAUAGUUGUACCUCCGAACUAUUCAUCUCCUCCCAUGGGCAGGCCUGUCAUUCAAUCGCCAAAUUCCAGAGUUGAUUAAAUAACAGGGCAACGACAACCUCGCCUGCCACCCCAUCGCACUCGCUAACAGUGUGGGCUUUAUCUCUCUCCUAGAGGCCACUUCCUCUAUGUAACAUCUCACUCAUUCCUGGGGAUCUAGCCCAUUGAUUAUUGUUCUUCCCUUACCCUCCCAUUACCAUCGAUUAGAGAUUGGGGGUUUGGGUUUCUUCAAAUUGAUGGUGGUUGGGCUUCCGAACAACUUGUCAUUGGCGGCGGCGGGAGCUUUAAAUCGAAGAUGGAGUCAAGGCAGGAGGACGGUGAGAUUGGGAAGAAUUUGGCCAUCCUUGUACUCUCGCCGUCAUCAUUGUCGAAUGGAAGAAGGGUUGUGGGAUGAACUGAAAUGGAGGGCACACAUUGGAAAAAUUAAUAAAAGAUGAGGGAUUAGAAAUAGCUGAUGGCCAUCAGCUAUUUGAAAACCCCUCGUUUAAGAGUUUUUGAAAUCACUAAUGUUUAAAAUCCCUCAUCGUUUUAGCGUUAUCCAAACAAGUAAUUUUAUACGAAUCCCUCAUUGUUAGAGAUUGUGUCAAAAUCUCUCUAUGAAAACUCUAAUCCAACGGGCCCUACGGUACAAUCUCAAAUUAUACCUACACUUUUGGAGUUGUACCUACACUUUGUGAAAUAAAAUUUUCAAUGGUACAACUGAAACUUGUACCUAUACGAUAUGGUACAACUAUAAUUUUAACCUACACUUGUAUACAUUGAUUCAUUAUUUACAAGAUUGACAUUAAUAAUAUGAGAGCAGUCAUUCAGUGGGUUUACCUCCCAAAAGGUUACCUUUUUUAUUUUAUUUUUUAGAGCAUGGAUGCUAUAAUAGAGCUAGGGGAAUCAGUCAGUCGGUUUGAUCUAACCAAAAACCAAAUUCUCGAUUAUCGGUUAAACCGAGCCACCUCCCUCUGAUGUCGACCACCGGCCGUGAGAGGCAUUACGGCUAGCCGACCACCGACCGGUCGGUUAUCAGUUUUGGCACGGUUAGCCGCACACCCGAAAAAGCACUCCUUUCUCACAAAAAAAAAUUCAUUAAAACUAUUAAAAAAAAAACACAAAAAAACCCCACCACUCAAACCUUAUCUCCUGCCUCCUUCUCUCUCCUUCCUUUCUCCAUUCAAACCCACUAGGACACCACUCCUUCCUUCUCCCUCCUUCCUUCCUUCUGCCAUAGCCAAACCACACAAAACCCAUCAAAGACAGACCCAUCACGAAACUCCAAACAUGGCUACACCACCACCGUGGCCGACGUCACUACUCGUUUUCCUCUCCUCCGUCUUCCUCUACCUAGCAGCAGUCUCCGAAAAGCAAAACAAGAGCCCCACCAUAGCCGCCGGAACCCUGCGCCUCUACUUCCACGAUUGCUUCGCCAAAGGCUGCGACGGCUCCGCCCUCAUCUCCUCCACUGCAUUCAACAUGGCCGAGCGCGAGGUGCAGCGAGAGUCGAGGCGGCAGAUGCGACGAGGAUGGCGACGCGGCAGUGGAGGCAAGGUGGACGGCGAGAAGGACGACGACGCGGAGGCGGAGGCGAGGUGGACGGCGACGCAGAGGUGGAGGCGAGAAGGACGGCAAAGCGGCGGCGGAGGCGAGGUGGACGAAGGAGGGAGAGUUUUGUUGAGAUCUAGGGUAUGAGGAGGAGAGUGGAGGUGGAGAUGAUAUGCACAUUUUGGGGAAGGUUAAGUGGGUCUCGGUUGGGGUCGGUUUGUCGAAUAACCGCGGUUAAUCACCGUCGGUUACUUGGUCAACCGACCCCUUCCUUUUCCCAGCCGACCACCGACCGCUAAGGUAACCAGUCGGUUUUCGGUUAGCUUGUAACCGACCGGUUUUCGGUUGUAACCGACGGUUACCCGCUAACCGGCAAUCGAAAUGCCAGCCCUAAAUAGAGCACACUAGUGCCCUGUUUAGUAUCCAUUCCCAUUCCAGUUUUCUGCUUCCGUUUCCAUAAAAAUAAAAAUGAAAAGAAAAAAUGCGU